Salmo salar (Atlantic salmon) is the source of this 3873-nucleotide messenger RNA. Lineage: Eukaryota; Metazoa; Chordata; Actinopteri; Salmoniformes; Salmonidae. The record is from RefSeq and is a predicted model, not a curated record.
GAAGCACAGCAGCCCAGCUUUGUUGUGUAAACUCACUCAAUGGUGAUCGAUGGCAAUGCACUAAUUAUCUGUGUAAAAGUGAUAUUGAACGGACUGAUAAUGAUCUCCUACUACAGUGUUUCCCAACCCUGGUCCUCCAGUACACCCAACAGUACACCGUUUCAUUGUAGCUCUGGACAAACACACCUCAUUCAACUCACUGAGGGCUUGAUGAUUAGUUGACUAAAUGUGUACUGUUGGAGGUACUUGAGGACCAGGAAAUGCUGGUCAGAUAGCUCAGAGCUAGUUUAGAUGGUCAACUGAUGGGUUGAGAUGUAGUGGUACAGUUCUCACUACCUUUGGGCAUCACUGUUAUGCCUGCAGUGUGGAGCUCUUCUUCACUGGUGUUCCAACUGUUACCCAGAGACACCUCACUGCCUGGAGGAAGCUGUUACCCAGAGACACCUCACUGCCUGGAGGAAGCUGUUACCCAGAGACACCUCACUGCCUGGAGGAAGCUGUUACCCAGAGACACCUCACUGCCUGGAGGAAGCUGUUACCCAGAGACACCUCACUGCCUGGAGGAAGCUGUUACCCAGAGACACCUCACUGCCUGGAGGAAGCUGUUACCCAGAGACACCUCACUGCCUGGAGGAAGCUGUUACCCAGAGACACCUCACUGCCUGGAGGAAGCUGUUACCCAGAGACACCUCACUGCCUGGAGGAAGCUGUUACCCAGAGACACCUCACUGCCUGGAGGAAGCUGUUACCCAGAGACACCUCACUGCCUGGAGGAAGCUGUUACCCAGAGACACCUCACUGCCUGGAGGAAGCUGUUACCCAGAGACACCUCACUGCCUGGAGGAAGCUGUUACCCAGAGACACCUCACUGCCUGGAGGAAGCUGUUACCCAGAGACACCUCACUGCCUGGAGGAAGCUGUUACCCAGAGACACCUCACUGCCUGGAGGAAGCUGUUACCCAGAGACACCUCACUGCCUGGAGGAAGCUGUUACCCAGAGACACCUCACUGCCUGGAGGAAGCUGUUACCCAGAGACACCUCACUGCCUGGAGGAAGCUGUUACCCAGAGACACCUCACUGCCUGGAGGAAGGGACAGACAAGAACGUGCUGGUCACGGUCCAUCUCAGGCAGAUUCUGUGCUACGGUUCUGUUCGGAUCUCGGUUCCAGAGGAGCAGGAGGCUGGGGUCCGGGUCGGGUCCAUCGGGUCCAUGUUCCCCCCCCUUUACCAGCUCCUGACCCAGUUCUACCUCAGGGUGGACCAAGGGACAGGGGAUGUCUACACCACCGACAACAGGUGGUUAUAUAUGGCAACUCAUUCUAGGAUGGACCGAGAGGACCUGUGUCCUGACCAACCCCAGGCUGGGGAGUGUAUCGUCCCACACGAUGCCAUCGUGGGCCCUGAGGCAGAGCUGGUGAAGUUCAUGGUAGUCGUAGAGGACAUCAAUGACCACGCUCCUCACUUUGACAACACAGAGAUCCAUCUGAGUGUCUCUGAGGAUGUGGCUGUGGGGACCAGUUUCUUAUUGGACGACCAGGCAGAGGACAGAGACAUGGGACGUAACGGACGGUUGCAGUACCACCUAGAGGGAGCCGGUGGGUUUUUCAGUGUGACAGAAGAAGAAGAUGAUGAAGUGGCCAUUUUCUUUUUGGUUGUGCGACAAGGACUAGACCGCGAGAAACAGGAUCUUCAUGAGAUGACUCUAGUGGCAACAGACUGUGGCUUUAACCCACUAAGCGCCACAGCAACUUUAUUCAUAAAAGUAACUGACAUGAACGAUAACUGCCCAAAGUUUACCCUGGACAGCACCCAGAAGGUGGUUAUUACAGCGGACACACCCAGAGACACAGUAGUAGCUAGGGUCAGAGCCACAGACCUAGACCUGGGCCCCAACGCUGCUAUCACCUACUCCCUCAGCCCCAAGGUCUCAGAAUGGGCCAGGGAACUCUUCAGUCUGGACAGUCACACUGGCCUGAUCAGCCUGAAAGGAGACCUCAGAGACCGCCACAGUGGCAGUGUUAGUGACAGGGGAGAGGAGGUGGUGUUGAAAGUGUUAGCCAGCGGCCCCCACUGCCCCCCUGCAGACACUCAGGUAACCGUAUCCCUGCUCCCCGCGCCAUACCAGAAGAAUGGCAUAAAGAUCAGGUUCAUAGCAGAGCAUCAAAACCAGAUGAUAGUGUUGCAGGAAAACCAGCCCCCCACUGUCUUGGCUUUGCUAGAGCUACCGGGGGAUACUAGUAGUGUUAGAGGCUCAUCGUAUCUCUCCAUUGAAGGAGAGGUGCCGUUCUCUUUGAGCCUGCAGAAUGGCAAAUACCUCCUGUCGACAUCAAAGCCCUUAGACUACGAGAUGAAGAGUGAAUAUCAUGUUUCUGUAGUGAUGCGUGGUGGUGUCGGGGAGCCUACAGCUCAGGGCUUCCCCAGGAGAGAGAUCCAGGUGAGGGUGGUGGAUGUGAAUGAUAAUGCUCCACAGUUUCUCCAGAGUCACUAUCUGAUAGACAUAGAGGAGAAUAACCCUCCUGGGGCGUCUCUGCUGAAAGUCAGGGCGCAGGAUGUAGACAGCGGUCAGAACGGGCAGGUCACCUACAAACUGGGUCGACCGUCACACACGGCGGCAGCAAUAGCCCUUUAUAGAAUCGACCAGAACACAGGUCAGCUGACAGUUUCUGUACCCCUGGACAGGGAACAACAGGAUGUUCACAGACUGACAGUUGUAGCCAGAGAUAACGGCUCUCCUCCAUUAGAGUCCUCUGUGAUGGUGACGAUCACCGUCCUUGACCAGAAUGAUAAUGCUCCUGUCUUCCUCACCCCUCACUUCAUCUUCUUCAUCCCUGAGAAUAUACCUCCUCUGGCCCAGGUGGGGAAGGUGGGGGUGUCGGACGUUGACGCAGGGCUUAACGGGGAGGUGGAGGUGAGGGUGGUGAACAGCAGUGUUGGCCCUUUCGUCAUAGACAACGCUCAGGGGACGCUGCGCUGCAUGGCCGAUGUCGACCGCGAGAAACAGGACCGCUACGAGUUAGAGCUCUUCGCCACCGACAACGGACGCCCGUCACCUCUGACCUCCAUCGCCAGGGUAACUGUGUUCAUCGAGGAUGUCAAUGACAACCAGCCCCAGGUCAUCCUACCCAGCAGCAACCUGUCAUGUCUCACCAUCUCCACGGAGACCACCAUGGGCACCAUGGUAACCAAGAUCUACGCCAUCGACAAGGACUCAGGGUUAAACUCGGAGAUCACAUACACCAUUGCAGCGCGGGAACCACCGGGCACCUCUCCAUCAUCCCAUCACCCCGGUGACAGCAGCAGCAGUCCCUUCCAGCUGGAUCCUCGGUCUGGUAACGUGACCUUAGCCCAGAGACUCAUGGGUAAGGACCUGGGGAUGCACCACCUGUUCAUCGUGGUGAGUGACGGUGGGAAACCAGCGCCCCUCCACACCACCGUCUGGGUUAACCUGCUGGUCAACAACACCUUGGAACCAUGCCACCUGGACACCAUGCCCAGAUCCCUGCCCUACACACUGGCGCAGACGCCCUCCGAAACCCCCUCCGAGAUGCCCGUCUGCGACAGACACGCUCAGUUGAUCCUGCUGCUAGGCUUGGGCAUGAUGGUGGCCUCACUCUGUCUGUUUCUGGUGACGGUUGUUUUAUACAUGAAACAGAGGAAGAGAUCUAGAGGGGAACAACAGCAGAGGGGGGUACAUGAGGAGAAUCACAUUCCUCUACGCAUUCCAGAGAGAUAUUACUCAGAGUUAUAACGAGAGAGAGAGGCAGUGCUUGUUCUGACUGGACUCUAUAUUAUGAAUUGUUGACGUUUCUUGUAUACCUUUUUAAAAGCAUGAAAUCAGUUCUACAAUUAAAUACAUUUUCACUAUUUUCACA